Cynara cardunculus var. scolymus (artichoke) is the source of this 2460-nucleotide messenger RNA. RefSeq names its product ubiquitin carboxyl-terminal hydrolase 20-like. Gene Ontology annotation, cellular component: nucleus; cytosol. Gene Ontology annotation, molecular function: cysteine-type endopeptidase activity; cysteine-type deubiquitinase activity. Bases 1 to 2268 code for a protein of 755 amino acids. The transcript is spliced from 8 exons. Lineage: Eukaryota; Viridiplantae; Streptophyta; Magnoliopsida; Asterales; Asteraceae. The record is from RefSeq and is a predicted model, not a curated record. Gene Ontology annotation, biological process: protein deubiquitination.
AUGGCUGAUUCUGUUCAUCAUCCCUUGUCCCAAUCACCUUCUUUUUUCAAAUCCUUCUCCUGCCCUAAAGAUUCUCUUUCCCCUACUCAAACCCUAGACCUAGAUCCACACUUGAGCUCUCGUCGCUCUAAACUCCACGAUCACGCUCGCUCUCGUAUGUUGUUUGAUGAAAUAGCCCAACAACAGGAGGAAAAUAUGGAGAAUUCCAACUCACUAGAAUCGCAGUACCAAAAAGAUGAUGACCUUUUGAUGUCAAACGAAGUUCUCGAAGAUUCUGACCAACCGUUGCUAUCUCCUUCUGGUGCUGAACCUAAUACUCUCUCUGAGCCCUUGAGCCCUCUGGCUCUUGAUGAUAGCGCUAAUAAUCUUGUUGAUGAGACUGAUGCCUGGAUUUCGUAUAAUCGAAGUCAAACCGAGGUAUACAAGCCCUUUCCUUCAGUUGCCUCCAGUUCUUCGAGUUGGUACGAAGAAGCCUACGAGAAGCCGUGCAUGGUGGGUGCAGGGCUUGCGAAUCUGGGCAACACUUGCUUUUUCAAUGCAGUUUUGCAGUGUUUCACUCACUCUGUGCUACUUGUUCAGGGGCUAUAUUCGUACACCCAUCCGACACCUUGUGAUUGUAGCAACGAACGGUUCUGUUUGAUCUGUGCUUUGAGGGAGCACAUUGAAAAUUCAUUAUCAUCAACUGGAAAAAUUGUCUCACCCUGGAAAUUUGUCGACAAUUUGAGCUAUUUUUCAUCAUCAUUUCAAAGAUAUCAACAGGAAGACGCUCAUGAGUUCUUGCAAUGCUUUCUGGAUAGACUUGAAAGCUCUUUAAACAAUUUGAAAGUGAAGGAUGAUGCUGUCUCCUUGCAAAGUGACAAUUUAGUCAAGCAAGUCUUUGGGGGUUGUGUUGUUAGCAAACUAAGAUGUUGCAACUGCAAUUACAUUUCUGAUACCUAUGAGCCUUCAGUUGACCUCAGUUUGGAGAUUGAGGAUGCAAUUAGUCUUUCAACUGCUCUUGAAUCAUUUACAAAAGUUGAACACAUUGAAGAUGAAGAGAUGAGGUUUACAUGUGACCAGUGUAAGGAAAAGGUCUCUGUUGAGAAACAACUUAUGCUGGAUCAGACCCCUCCUAUAUGUGCUUUCCAUUUAAAGAGAUUCAAAAACGAUGGCUCUUAUGUGGAGAAAAUAGACAAGCAUGUGGAAUUUCCUCUAGAGUUGGACUUGCAGCCUUAUACAUGUGGCCGUCAGAGUAAUAAUGAGGAUUUGAAGUAUGAGUUAAAUGCAGUUGUUGUACAUGCAGCCUUUACAUCUAGUUGUGGUCACUACUACUGUUACAUUCGGUCUGCACCUGACACAUGGUACAAGUUUGAUGACUCAAAGGUUACCAGUGUUUCUGAGGCUUGUGUGCUUUCAGAAGAAGCAUAUAUUCUCUUCUAUGCAAGACAAGGCACAACUUGGUUUUCAAACUUCAUGGAAACAUAUAAGCCUUCCUUGGAUCCAAACUUAUCAAAUACUUCACCCAAAUCAGUACUAGAGAAUGUCGAUCACACCUCUACGUCUGCUGAUGCAGUUCAUUCCCAUGAAAUUAAUGAAUCAUGUAGUAACAAAGUUGCGGCUCCUGGAGUGAAAGAUCGUUCUUUCCAAUCUGGCACUAUGGUGCCAUCCAAGUCAAGCAAUUUUUCGGACUUGAAUGCUUCAAACCCUCAUGUUUUAAAAGAAAAAUCUCCAUUGACCCUUAAAGAGUAUGGGUCUAACCACAUGCCAGAAGUUGAGAAGAAUACAGGUGUUACUCCCAGUAGGCAUAAUAGGCUUCAGGGGGCUGCUGAUUCUGAAGAUGAUCCCAACAGAGCUUUCUCUACACCAUUUGUAAGACCAAGUGACGGAAAAACCACUACAUUUGAUAUCAGCCAAGUAGUUUCUCCGUCAACACCACCAAGAUCUCCUGGACUGGAUUCUUCUGAUGAUGAGAAUUCAGAAGUGGUUUUUGCUCCAAAGGCUGAUCAAUUGAAACUUGUGGAGAAACCAUCGUACAAGAGGCAACGAAGCAAGGAUGUUGAGGAUUCCGUGAAGCAUGAGGCUUUGAGACAAUGCAAGAGGAUGCCUAGUGCAAGAGGAAACUUGUUAAUGGCUGCACUUGAGAUGGGACCGAAGAGUGAAAACUCAGUGAACAAGAGAAGCAAGAAAAUAGCUUCACCUCCAAGAAAGAAGUACAGCCGAUCGAGUGAGGGUUUUAGGCAUGAUGACAAGUCGAUCUCGCGUAACUUGGCCACUUCAAGUUUUCGGUAAGUUGUGGAUAGAGUUGUAAUAUUUUAAACUCUUUUUUUUUGUUUCUUUGAUAGAUGAGGUGGAGUUUAAGCUCCUUGUUUGGAUUCAAGUGUUUCUAGAGAAGUUGAUGUUAGAUUGUCUUUGUGAAUGUGCUUCGACUCCACACAUAACACACAGGGGGUGUAGAUGGGGUUUUAUUAUUAAUGAUGAAUG